Molecule: messenger RNA, 1852 nt
Organism: Gadus chalcogrammus (walleye pollock)
Lineage: Eukaryota; Metazoa; Chordata; Actinopteri; Gadiformes; Gadidae
Product: THAP domain-containing protein 11-like
Exons: 3
Coding region: 78-752 (224 amino acids)
Molecular function (GO): sequence-specific DNA binding
Source: RefSeq, a predicted model, not a curated record
UUGUUGGGGCGGUGGAAACGUGGGCACCACCAUUUUGGCAGUAUUCGGCAGACUGGCGCUGUUGGGGUGGAGAAGACAUGGUCGAUAACUGUUGUGCACCAGGUUGCACAAAUAAACGAGGCAAAAAUAAAUGUACGUCGUUCUACCGCAUUCCUAAAGAUGCGGAGAGGCGAGCUAAGUGGAUCAGCGCCAUUAAAAGAGCCAGGAGCAAGCAAAAAAAGACUGAAAAAUGGGACCCCCCGGCUGUAGGAUUCCGCUUGUGUAGCGAUCACUUCAUAUCAGGGAGAAAGAGUGAUAAUCCCUUGAGGCCGGACUUUGUUCCAUCUAUUUUCAACUACGUUCCAUCUCCAGAGAAGAGGAAAAGAGAAAUGAGACUGGAGGUUUUCAACAGACGACAGAGAGCAAAGCUACAGAAGAUAGAGCAGACAAAGCUAUCUGCGAAAGCCAUCCCUCCCAGAGCAUCAACAGAUUGUCCCCAAGACAGCAACAAGGAUCCUACUGCAGAGCAAAGUCCCACCACAGAGCCUUUGAAGGAAUCUACCCAUGAAGAACCUGGAAAUGAUGUCCAGCCUGUUCUCCAUGAGGAGGAUCCAGCAACCCCACCAUGCAGCACUGAAACCUGUGGUAAACGCGUCCAAUCUCUUGAGCAAGAAUGCCAAGCUCUGAGGACUGAAAAUAUGUUGUUGAAGGAAAAAAUGAAUAGGACUACACUGAAUGAGAUGAGCUUGCAUAACAUUUACAUUUACAUUUAGGGCAUUUAGCAGACGCUUUUAUCCAAUGCGACUUACAAUAAGUACAUUUGUCCUAAGAAGUGCAUCAAUAUAUCGCUGUCGGUACAGAAAGGAUGUUCAUAGAACCAAGUACCACAAUCGCUAGGUUAAUCAAUUCCCUGUACGCAUAACGAUGAUAAAAGGGUUCAUACUCUCACCGGUUUAUCAGCAUUUUCCAUUCUCAUGACAAUUUUUCAUAUUGUGGCUCCUUUUCUCAAACUUAAAUCUAGUUUAACAUGUUUUCAGCAGUACAUGUUAACUUUAAUUAAGCUUAGGAUGAACUUGUCCUGAGUUUUUUGGCUUUUUAUUUUGACAUUGACUCAACCACUGUUUCAAAGCUCAUUGUAGACUGGUGCCAAGUCUGGUGUUGUGGCCUGACAGAGAAUACUUAAGAAAAUCUCUUCCAUAUGCAUUUCGAAACAGUAGCUUUUGAAAAGACAGUUUGCAUUAUAGAUUGUUUUGAAAUAUUUCUAGAGAAACCCAGUAGAUUGCUAGCCAGUGCUCAGUGUUACUCAUCAUACAAAUCACACCACACAAUGAAAUAUUUAAUUGCAAUUUGCCCUCGAGGUUCCAUUUGUUUCAUUUCCACUGGAUGGGGAGGUCGCACAAGUGAUAAGUUUAUCACAGAACAAAGUCACUUUUUAUCUCAUUGGCUCCCAGGGGACGUAGUUUUAGCGGACAGAGGUUGUCUGGUUAAAGAGUCCAUUGAGAGAUGCCAAGCUGAAUUAAAAAUUCCAGCAUUUACUCGUGGAAAGAAGCAGUUAGAUCCUGCUGACUUGGAGAACACCAGACGUCUAGCCUCUCUUGGGAUACAUAUUGAAAGAGUGAUAGGAGUUCUCCGUCAAAAGUACACAGUCUUGCAAAGCACUGUCCCCAUAUGUUUCACGGACAUACAGAGAAAAUGAUGUGACCUACCUUGACAAGAUGGUGAGCGUAUGUUGUGCACUUACAAAUGUGUCUGAAUCUGUGGUGUCCUUCCAGUGAUGGGGAUGUACAGUAAAUGUAACUGAUGUGACUGGCUACAGAUGUGCUCAACCAGCAAAUAAAACUUUGUGACUCACACUACUUGCUUGCUUGUUGUG